Messenger RNA from Strongylus vulgaris, 399 nucleotides. The record is from the annotation of a GenBank genome assembly. NCBI's taxonomy places the organism in Eukaryota, Metazoa, Nematoda, Chromadorea, Rhabditida, Strongylidae.
UGUCGAGAUCAAGCUAGCUAUCUAACAGAGUAUUCCAUACCAAGAGCUAGGAAGUGCAAGCUGACCGUCUUUUUGACAUUCGAUGAAGGCUACGACUCAUUGCCUAUCCAAGAAGUGCAACUCCAAAUCGAAUUCCAAAGGCCGCCUCAGUCAGAGACGACGGAACAAGUGCUCUCUCAAGUCAUAUAUGAAGAUGACGAAGCAUCGACAAUAGACGACACUCUGACUUCUUUGUCAAGUAGUUGUCUCUACACUCCACCAGAAUUUUUGAACCCUCUGAAGGAAUCCUACGACAUUCCUCAUAAUGCUCGAGUUCUAUUCAAAGUGGUAGUAAAAGGUGUUCCAUUGCCACGGAUAGUGUGGUUUCUGAACGAUAACGUUCUUAAGCCAGAAAAGUGA